Molecule: messenger RNA, 2291 nt
Organism: Nymphaea colorata (pocket water lily)
Lineage: Eukaryota; Viridiplantae; Streptophyta; Magnoliopsida; Nymphaeales; Nymphaeaceae
Product: transcription factor MYC1-like
Exons: 2
Coding region: 340-1797 (485 amino acids)
Biological process (GO): regulation of DNA-templated transcription
Cellular component (GO): nucleus
Molecular function (GO): protein dimerization activity; DNA-binding transcription factor activity; transcription cis-regulatory region binding
Source: RefSeq, a predicted model, not a curated record
GGGUCGUCACCUCACCGACCGACCACCUCACUCACAGGCACAGCCAGAGGCCGGCGGCCCAGUAACUCAAAGUCCCAGUGAACAUGGCCCGCACUGUCCUGCCCUUUUCGAGCACGUGAUUUGAGUGCCGAAAUUCCCCACAUCCCACGAGGACCGCACCGCCAUAGCAUAGAAGAACUUGGUAGGCCGAGAUUCGGCCUCAGCUCCAUCGGGCCCCUCCUCACAUAUCCGAGAUCCACCAAAUAACCUCAACCCUACCCCUAAGAAGGGGGGGAGCAGCAGCAAAGCAAGAGGAGGAAGACGAGGAAGAAGAAGAAUAACGCCGAGAGAAUCCUCUCUAUGGACCCUUCUUCUUUCUCUUCACCAUUUCAGUACCCACCUCCACCUCCUCCUUCUCGCCCAUUUUCCUUGCAGCACCGGCUGCAGAUCCUAGUCCAGACCAGGCCCGAGUGGUGGGCUUACGCCCUCUCCUGGCAGCCCUCACCAGACCGGGCCGGCAGGAUGCUGCUUGCCUGGGGCGACGGCCACUACCGUGGACCUCGUGAGGAGCUUGCCGGCCUCCGGUCCAGGCCGCCUGGAGCCCUCUCCGACGAACGACUCCGGGCGCUGCGCGACAUCCAGGAGCUCAUCAUGGCCAACCCGGACAUCGACGGAUCCAUGGACGGCGAGGUCACAGACGCCGAGUGGUUCUACGUCCUGUCCCUUGCCCGCACUUUCUCCUCCUCCGAUGGGGUCGUCUUCGACGCUUACGCCUCGGGGAGUUGCAUCUGGCUCGCCGGCCGCCAGCGGCUCCACGCCUAUGCCUGUGAGCGCACUCGCCAAGCGCUCCUCCACGGCAUUCAGACCCUCGUCCUCGUUCCCUUUGGUGGCCAAGUGCUCGAGGUCGGCUCCUCGGACAUCAUUCCGGAGAACCCCGCCCUUCUCCAGACCAUCGCCGUGCUGUUCCAGCUGGAGAACGGACACGACGGCAGGGCUUCUAGCGCCGCUCUUUCUGGUGGUCAGACCGGUGCCUGCUCCACGGCCGGAGGCAACGGAAACGGGGCGGCAGAUGCGAGCCACAAGAUCGGGGAGAGCUCCCAUCCCACGAUGAUCUCCUCCUGCGUUGACUCGGAACACUCGGACGAGGCGGAAGAGGCGAUAGUGGUAGAGGUAGCGAUGCGAACAAAGAAGAGAGGGAGGAAGCCGGCGGACGGCCGGGAAGUGCCGCUCAACCACGUCGAGGCGGAGCGGCAGCGGAGGGAGAAGCUCAACUGCCGAUUCUACGCUCUGCGCGCCGUCGUCCCGAACGUGUCGCGGAUGGACAAGGCCUCCCUCUUGGAGGACGCAGUCUCGUACAUCAAGGAGCUGAAGGAGAAGGUGGAGACGUUGGAGAAGGCGCUGGGAGGGGCGGAAAGAGGGGAAGGCGUGAAGGUCGAGCCUAGUGGUAAAGGCAGCCGCAAUAAUAACAAUAACGAUGCUGGUGCCGCUGCUAGUGCUUGUGAAGAUCGUAAUGGCGAUAAACUUGAGUUUGAGCGUGGGGACGCUGAUGAUCAAGGGGGUCUUGGUUAUGGGGAUACGGAGAUUGAGGUGACGAUAUUAGGGGCUGAUGCCAUGAUCAAGGUCCAGAGCGAGAACAGGAACUAUCCGGCGACUGCCUUAAUGAAGGCGUUGGAGGAAAUGAAGCUGGCGGUUCACCACGCCAGCGUGACUACGGUGGGAGAUGUGAUGCUUCAGAAUGUGGUGGUGAAGACCUCCGACGAGUUGGAGACCGCCGAGAGUCUGAGGACCGCUCUAUAUAGGAGGAUGGUGAAGCAAUAAAGCCUCAAAGCUCCGGAGGUCCAGCGGAGAGUUGAACCGAAAUCACAAAGCAAGAAAAAAAUACUGAAGUAAAGUAGCAAGAAAAUAGCAGAGGAAGUUGACGGAGUAAGGAGCCAUUGCAACUCAUCCAACAUCUGAAAGCCCCAGCUGCACCUGCAGGAGGCUUACUCAGUGUUAGCAGUCUCCUUCUUAGCUCGUCCAAGGGGACGAGCAUAUUCCUAUCCACUGGGAGAUUCCACCAGAAGUAGAAGAGCCAAAUUCAUCAAAGAGUGCUGCAUUUGUUAGGGAGCGGCAGCGAGAAAAAAUCAUGAUGAUCUGCAUUAGUUACAUUUGGUAGAACAAACGACCGGUUUCUUUAACUCGAUCGCGUGUAUAUGUACGAGUUGAAAAACAUAGGAAUUGAUUUGGGCAACAAUGUUUUUGGUACCAACUAUAUGGACAUGGAGGACUGUUUCCUUUUACGAUUGAAGCACUAAUUGGGAAUCUCUUAUUUA